Gopherus flavomarginatus (Mexican gopher tortoise) is the source of this 2503-nucleotide messenger RNA. It is a transcript of the gene EBI3, whose product is annotated as Epstein-Barr virus induced 3. The record is from RefSeq and is a predicted model, not a curated record. NCBI's taxonomy places the organism in Eukaryota, Metazoa, Chordata, Testudines, Testudinidae. Bases 122 to 1054 code for a protein of 310 amino acids. Gene Ontology annotation, molecular function: cytokine receptor activity; cytokine binding. Gene Ontology annotation, biological process: cytokine-mediated signaling pathway. Gene Ontology annotation, cellular component: signaling receptor complex; external side of plasma membrane; membrane. The transcript has 7 exons.
UCAGACGGGGAUUUUGCUUCCCGAGCCAAGGCUCCUGCAGUCGGCUCUGGUUUGGAGCGGCAUCAGGACACCAGGCUGUGCGCGUUGGGCGCCCGUGCUGCUGACCGGCACCUGCUGGGAAAUGAAGUGGAUGGUGAUCGUCACCUUGGUCCUGCCGGCCUGGUCCGCCCCCUGCAGCAGCACGGCUGGGAGCGAUGGAGAGGAGGGCCUCUGCCACGUCCAGCACGGCGCACUUGGCACCGACCUGCUUCUACGCUGCGACGCUCCUGGCGGGAGGGUGGAAUGGAGAGUGAAUGGCACCAAGGUGGCUGCGUCCGAGGCCGCGGCGGGAGGAGACAAGGACCAGCUCUUGCUGCGGAACGCCAGCCUGGCCCAGGAGGGGGAAUACAGCUGCCACCACCCCGGCACUGGGAGGACCCUGCGCAGGAUUCGGCUGCGGGUGGGCUCGCCCCCCGAGAAGCCUGCCGUUGAGUGUUGGGCUGUCAGUUACCCCCAGACCGUCAACUGUACUUGGAAGUUGGCGUCUGAACCGCGCCUGGAGACGUAUUUCAUCACCACAUACAGGCAUGGCAUGGGGGCCAAGGAGAACGAGUGUGUCCAGCCAUGGGCUGGGGCCAGCAGCUGCUCCAUCAGCGACAUCCAGAUGUUCUCCAUCACCCCCUACGUGCUGAACGUGACGGCCGUGAACCCGCUGGGUGUGACGAUGAACCUCUUCCCCUUCAUCGUGGAGCAGAUCAUCCGGCCAGAUCCCCCGGAAGACCUGAGGGUCUCCCCCGUCCCUGGGGAGAGCAAGAAGCUGCUCCUGGAGUGGCAGCCACCCAGUUCCUGGCCUUUCCCGCAGUACUUCCCACUGAAGUACCUCAUCCGCUACACGAGGGAAGGAGCCAACAGCAACCGAACGAUCGGGCCGUACGAGCAGACCUCCUUCAUCCUGACUGGGAUCCGCCCCAGAGCCGUCCACCACGUGCAAGUGGCAGCCAAGGACUUCACGGACUAUGGCAACUACAGCACCUGGAGCCCGCUGGUAUCUGGCACCCCCUGGACACAGCCGUGAGCGGGGUUGUCUGGUGCGGCCAGAAUCUCUCGCACCUGCCUCCCAGCGGGGUCAAGAUUUGACUUGCUUUCGCCUUCACCUUCGCCUUCCCCUCAGGUGGCUGUAAUUCACCUGACAGAAAACACAGGAGCUGGGUUGGGAUGGGAGAGAGUCCCUGUGCUGUGAUACUCCUUUCUGCUGCUGAGCUCUCAAAACCUCUCUGUCCUUCUCCUCGCCCCCAGCCCUUCGCGGGUAACAGCCCCCACUUCUUGCCACCCUGGCUGCUGGGGCUUUGUUGUUGUUGCUGCCCUGUGUAACCCACUACGGGCUCCUGCUGUGGGCCUCAGACACUGGGGAUGAGUUUCCUUGGAGCAGAGAAGUACGUGCCCCACUGGUAGGCGUGUGGGACAAGGCCCCUCUGGGCCAGUUCACCGAGGACAUGAACCUGGUACAGUCCCAUCUCCAGAGCAGGCUCGGGAGGUCCCCGGGGUGGCUGUGUGUUUCAGUUAACCCUCCCCUACUAGCAGGGCUAACUCAGAACUUGGUUCCCAAGAGAGACGGGGCUAAAUUCCAGCCCAAAGCCCGCUCUUUGGACAAGGCAUGGUUCAGCUACUCAUUCAAAGCCAAGCUGGCAGCAGGAGGUCACUCCUUCCCCAGGCCGUUGCCUCAAGGCAGGCUGUGGCCAGUUCACUUCCAACGCCCCUUUUGUCGAUACUGGAUCCUCUUCCUGAGCGUGGGUCCCCACCCAGGCCGGCUGACCCUCUUCCCAGGGCCCAGUGUCUUCUGUUUUCCUGCCCUUUUUCUGGCCAGUUCCCUUCCUGUCAUCCUCCCCCAUGAUGGAUGCCCUCCUCUCCCUGUAUCCCUGUCCUCUGUGCCAGACCCACCAUCCUACUCCUAAAGAGGAGACAGCACGGGAGGCCCUGUGGGACCAAAUCAUAUGCCACUAGCGUCUCAUCUCCCAUCUGUCACUGCCUUGGAACAAUGCAAGUAUUUUCUGGCUUUGCAGCGAAUUUAUAAUGAGCAGCAGCUGAGCUUGUAACCGACUGAUAUGUGUGUUGAUGUCACCGGGAUAGGAAUAUUCCGUGUCCACAGGCAUAGCUUAUAUGUCUGGUUUUCCUAUCGAUAAGGCAUCUUGUAAUCAGGUUAAACAUAUCUAGGAUAACCAAAUACUCACUCACUUUUUAGCCAAAGAAGUCCGAAUGCUUCGGCGUUCUAUCCGAGAAGGUGCUCUUUCAUGCAGAAGGUAGAGAAAUCAAAAAGCGAAUGGAUAAAAGGAAUAAAUGGCAUUUAUCUUAAGCGAUGGUCUGGCUGACGUACUUUUCAGCUUUGGGGAUCUAGGUUUAUCAUAUUUCUACUCACCGUCUAUUUUAUUAGAUUUUUACCAAGAGACAGAGGCUAUUCAAACAAAGAAGAGAAAAAAAUCUUACUUUUAAAAUAGUAUCUUUCGUUGCAAAGUGUCCACUCCUUAAA